UUUGUUGGAUAACUUGCUUGCCCUCUUGGAGAAGUUGAUCAAUUUUUUGGAACUGAGGCGUAAAAGGCACUGGGUGUCCCUCCACUACCUACCUGUCCAGUUCCUUUCCCAAGCUCAGGACCGCACCACGUCCCAGGGGAGCCGGCCACUGGGCUUUACCCCAGUCAACAGCGUUUUCCCUGAAGGCCAACGCUGCUGCGCCAGCCCCAGUCCGGCCAGGGGCCCAGAUUCCUUCACACAAAGCCCAGGCCAGUCCCCGGAGGCGUGGGAACCCGAGCCAGGCGCCCCUCCUCCCCACCUGGGCGGCGCCGCUCUGGCACUGGCGGGAGUGUGGGGACGGCCACCGCGCCACAGGCGCUCAGUCGCCAGAGCUGAAGCUACUGCGCGGUUCCAGAGUCGGGAGCACCCCCACCUCUCCAAGGGCCUGCUGGGGUCCCACCGGGACCAGCCUCAGCGCACGCCACCUGGCCACCUCCCACCCAACCAGGCUCCUCGCCCGGCCCUGACGUGACCGCAAGUGGACAAACCAGCCCGACGAGCCCAACUUGCCGCCUGGCCCGGCCGCAGCAGGUGGUGGCCCCGGACUUCCCGCUGUCGCCGCGGCUGGGAGCGCUGCGCGCCCCGUCGCGUCCGGAUGGAGGCGGACGGGAACCCGGAGGAGCUGGCCCAGCUGCGCUCGCUCUUCGCCGCCUGCGACUCGAACCGCUCCGGGCGCCUGGAGCGUGAGGAGUUCAGCGCUCUGUGCGCGGAGCUGCGCGUGCGGCCCGCAGACGCCGAGGCAGUGUUUCAGCGGCUGGACGCGGACCGCGACGGUGCCAUCACCUUCCAGGAAUUCGCGCGCGGCUUCCGCGGGGCCCGUCGCGGGGGGCGGCGUCGGGGCUGGGGGCCGCGGGAGUCCUCUCCCGCCGCAGCGGACGUGGGCACUGAGGCUGAAGACAGAGGGGAAGACGAGAGUGACGAGGACGCGGCGGCAGCGCCGGCCGCCCCGUGGGACACGGCGAGGCCCGGCUGCGCCUGGCAGGACUUCCAGGCGCGACUCGGGGACGAAGCCAAGUUCAUCCCCAGGGAAGAACAAGUAGGUAUCCUAUAUCAAAACAUCAACCUCGUGGAGCCAAGACUGAUUCAGCCGUAUGAACAUGUCAUAAAGAAUUUUAUCCGUGAGAUCAGACUUCAGAGCACAGAAAUGGAAAACCUGGCCAUUGCAGUGAAGAGAGCCCAGGACAAGGCAGCCAUGCAGUUGAGUGAGUUGGAAGAGGAAAUGGAUCAGAGGAUUCAGGCUGCAGAACAUAAGACACGGAAAGAUGAAAAACGCAAAGCUGAGGAAGCUCUCACUGAUCUCAGACGUCAGUAUGAAACAGAAGUAGGGGAUCUGCAGGUGACAAUAAAAAAACUAAAAAAGCUUGAAGAACAAUCAAAACACAUAAGUCAAAAGGAAGAUGUGACUGCACUAAAAAAACAAAUUUAUGAUUUAUCAAUGGAAAAUCAGAAAGUUAAAAAAGAUCUUUUAGAAGCACAGACAAGCAUAGCCUUCCUUCAGAGUGAAUUAGACGCUCUGAGAAGUGAUUAUGCUAACCAGAGUCUGAACUCUGAGAGGGAUCUGGAAAUAAUCCGAGAAUACACAGAAGAUCGAAAUAAUCUUGAGAGGCAAAUUGAAAUACUCCAAACAGCGAACCGGAAGCUUCAUGACAGUAACGAUGGUCUUAGGAGUGCCCUUGAAAACAGCUACAGCAAGUUCAACAGAUCCUUGCGCGUAAAUAAUAUAUCACCAGGGAAUACAAUUUCUAGAAGCAGUCUUAAAUUUAAUGGUCAUUCUCCUCAACCUCUGGGCUAUGACAGGUCAUCCCGCUCCUCCUAUAUGGAUGAGGACUGUGACUCAUUGGCCCUCUGCGAUCCUAUGCACAGGAUGAAUUGUGAAGUUGACAGCCUGCCUGAGAGCUGUUUCGACAGCGGCUUGUCUACCCUGAGGGAUCCCAACGAGUACGACUCAGAGGUGGAAUACAAACACCAGCGGGGAUUUCAGAGGCCGCACGGGGCGCAGGAGAGCUUUGCGGGUGAUGCUUCAGACACAGAUGUCCCUGAUAUAAGGGAUGAAGAGACAUAUGGCUCUGAAGGUGUGGCUGCUGUCUUGGACUGGAACUCCCAAGGAUCUGUUAGUGAAGGCAGCGUGGUUGGUUCAAUAAGAAGACCCAUCUCCGCACUUUCACCCCAUACAGACACGGAGAAUGACAGCCCCAGCUUGUCUAGCCCACAGAAGGCUUACAAGAUUGUGCUUGCCGGGGACGCCGCGGUGGGGAAGUCCAGUUUCCUCAUGAGACUUUGCAAGAAUGAAUUUCGAGGAAACACCAGUGCCACCCUGGGAGUUGAUUUCCAAAUGAAAACUCUCUUUGUAGAUGGAGAGCGAACAGUUCUGCAACUCUGGGACACAGCUGGUCAGGAGAGAUUCAGAAGCAUUGCCAAAUCUUACUUCAGAAGAGCCGACGGUGUUUUGCUGCUGUAUGACGUUACAUGUGAGAAGAGCUUUCUUAAUGUACGGGAAUGGAUAGACAUGAUUGCGGAUGCAGCCCAUGAGAUGAUCCCUAUCAUGCUGGUGGGAAACAAGGCUGACCUUCGAGACUCCGCUUCUGCAGAGGGGCAACAGUGUGUCUCAGGAUACUUUGGAGAAAAGCUGGCCAUGACCUAUGGUGCCUUAUUCUGUGAAACAAGUGCCAAAGAUGGUUCCAAUGUGGUGGAAGCUGUUCUACAUCUUGCUCGGGAAGUGAAAAAAAGAACUGAGGAGGAGGACAGCAAAUCCAUCGCCAACCUGAGUGGGACCAGUUCCAAAAAGUCGGCCCAGAUGAAGAAUUGUUGCAGUGGUUAAAGACCAAAUGGCUUUGGCCUGUGAAGUCUUCAUUCCAGCUUACUAAAUCUGCGUGACUUGUUUGGUUCUUUGCUGAGUGGUGCAUUCUCCCGACACAGUCCUUCAAGAGGGUAUAGCCUGGGAAAUCAGAACCAUGCUCUUGGGUCUGUCUGCAACCUUGACUCCUUUCUGUAUCUCAAUGAGCGAUUUGGACCUUCUGGUUAAAUAGACUUGUCCUGUCCUUACAGAGCCUUGAAAUAUCAUGGGUAUGUGUUUGACUGUGGUUCAAAAAAUCACAUGCUCAGAUCAAAGCUUUAGAAGAAACUCAGUGGCCUAAUCAGAUUCAUGUGAUAGCUGACAUUGUCAUAACCUAGGACAAUGCUCACCUAAAAUGUUUGAUACUAGAGCACUAGUAAAAGGGAGUUCUCAUCCUAGCCUUGCUGUUAACCAGCUUUGUGAUCUUGGACAUGUCGCCAGCCUAUGUUGGAUCUGUCUCUUCAUCUGCAGAGCAUGCAGCUUACCCUCAAAGGCCCUGCAGGCCUUGGUGCCUCUCAGUCUCUAAAAUUUCAAGCAACAGGGAAAAGAGUACAAGGACCCACAGUUCAUAACGAACUCUUAGUUAUUCCUGAGUUUUUUUUAUUAUCAGAAUAUUGGUCUUUCUCUCUUCUGAAAUAAGAAGAGAAUUUAAUUGAGAAAAAAAUGGAAUUUUUAAGGUUCCAGUGGAAACUGAAAAAUUUAUUUUUAUACUUAUAAAGGAAAUAUAUUUGUUGUAUAUUUAAAGAAGGUAUUUUAUAAUGUUGCAAAUGUAUAAGGUCCACGGUUUACAAAGUGUUAAAAUUCUAAUGAAAACAUGUAAGUACAAUGCCUAGAAAAGUGGUCUCUCUUUGCUUAAAAACACACACCAGCCAGUGGUUGCCAGGAGCUGAGGAAAGAGAGGAACUGAGAGUGACAGCUAAUGGGUAUGUCUUGGAAUUAGAACGGUAAUGGUAAUGAUCCUGUAACUUCUUAAAUGAAGUAAAGGCCACUGAAUUGUAUACUUCAAAAGUGUAAACUUUACAGAAUGUGAAUUACUCUAUUUCACUUUAAAAUAUUAGCACUUAGAACGAUUUCACAUUUUGCCAUCUGAAAAUAUCCAUGCCUAUUUCAAGCAUUCCCCUGGUUUCAAUGUGUAAUCUGUCAAAUAAUGCAAAUCCUCUAACUCCCCAGUUGCAAAUGUUGUUCUCCAUAAGUGUCCUGGAGGCUCACGUCCAAGACCAGAUGGCUCCAUCAGUUUGGUUUCUGAGGAGGGCAGUAGAUAGUGAUGGUGGAGUGGGAGUGUGUGCAGGAAAGACUGAUGGCACGAAGCCAGGAAAGAGAGUGGCUGGGCUCAACUCAGGUUUUUAUUACCAACACAAAUUAACAUGCAAACCAUAGAAUUGGUCUUUUAUUUUACAUGAUAAGUGACUCAUCAUUUUCAUGGCCUGGGUGGUCUUACUCUCUUUCUAGAACCUGCACUACCUCCCCAGACGUCCUCACUGAGAUGUCUCUGAGAGCCAGUGACAUUGUCUUUCAGUGACCUGAAGCAAUCAAGUUCUUUACAAGAUAUUUGAACUUACAUUUGUUCCUAUGGAUACAGCUUGCUGAAAAACUCAAAUAAUGAAUAUUAUUUAUUAUAUAAGUUAACAUUUCUUUAAGUUCAAUUAAAACAAUUUCAUACAGCAGCCUUUUUCCUUUUAUGAUUUUUAUCAUCAAACUUAAGCCUCGUUUUUUAUAAAUGGAAAGUGACCAAGAUACAUUACACAUGACAAUUAUAAAUAACCACAACAUUGGCUUUUAAAAGUGUGACCUCUCCCUACUGAAAUAUUUUGUAUUUUUAUUAUUGAAAAAGUUGACUUUUUUAUUAUUGAAAAGUUGACUCUACCCCUCAGUAACUCUGCCAUGAACUCCCGUUCCCUAUUUUGUUUGGUUCCAGAAAAAAAGAAUAGAUGUUUGACCAAAAAGAAUGCCAUGCUUGUAGAACAUUGUCAAAAUAAACAUGAGAGGCCGGUGCCGCGGCUCACUAGGCUAAUCCUCCGCCUUGCGGCGCCGGCACACGGGGUUCUAGUCCCGGUCGGGGCGCCGGAUUCUGUCCCGGUUGCCCCUCUUCCAGGCCAGCUCUCUGCUGUGGCCCGGGAAUGCAGUGGAGGAUGGCCCAAGUGCUUGGGCCCUGCACCCCAUGGGAGACCAGGAGAAGUACCUGGCUCCUGCCAUUGGAUCAGCGUGGUGCGCCGGCCGCAGCGCGCCGGCCGCAGCGGCCAUUGGAGGGUGAACCAACAGAAAAGGAAGACCUUUCUCUCUGUCUCUCUCUCUCACUGUCCACUCUGCCUGUCAAAAAAAUAAAAAUAAAAAAUAAAUAAACAUGAGAGUGUGGGAGACUGGCUUUAUAUAUAUACAUAUAUACACACAUAUUAUAAAUAUAUUUGUGGCAAGGUGAAACAAUUGCUGUCUGCCUCAGGCAUCUCUUGAACCCAGGUUAGAUCGGAUCUGAUAUUUAUGUGUUGCUAUAUGGAACACAUGUUUGGGUUUUGGUGCCAUUGCUCAAAACUAUAAUAGUAUAAGGUUGUUGGUUUUUUUUUUUUUUAAUAUUUACUUAUUUAUUUGAAAGGCAGAGUUACAGAGAGGCAGAGGCAGAAAGAGGUCUUCUGUCUGCAGGUUCACUCUCCAGAUGGUCGAAAUGGCCUGAGCUGCACCGAUCUGAAGCCAGGAGCCAGGAGCCAGGAGCCAGGAGCUUUUCUGGGUCUCCCACAUGGGUGUAGAGGCUCAAGGAUCUGGGCCAUCUUCUACUGCUUUCCCAGGCCACAGCAGAGAGCUGGAUCAGAAGUGGAGCAGCCAGGACUUGAACCAGCACCCAUAAGGGAUGCCGGCACUGCAGGCAGCAGCUUUACUCACUAUACCACAGCCGCUGGCCUCAGUAGUCUAAGUUUUAUCCUAUUACCUUUAUUUAUUUCCUCCAAAGUGUCUCUUUAUAUAUUUGUCUUAUAAUAUGUAAAUAAGAGUGUAUCUUUAAUACAGAAGUAUUACCGUAGUAUCCACCGCCACAGUGUACUACCAGUGCACCCAAAUUGAUUAGCAGAUUUCAUAGAGGGCUUUGAUGGAUAAACUAAUCAAUGUUAACUGCUUGAACCUGGAUAAAUAUUUGGCCCUGAAAUCCAGAAUUAUAGCUCUGGUUAGCAAUCUUGUUUAAAGAAAAACUACUUAAAGCUCUUAGCUGCAUUGCUGGGAAUCAUGAUUAUUACCCACAUUUUUACAUCAAAGAGGCCUCAGAUUAAAGUGUGUUUUUGAUAAGGACAAAAAUAUUUAAUGCGUUUAUCAUAGACUUUAUUUGAAGUAUUUGCAUAUUCCUAUGGAAGUAACUCACCUUGUCUCUAUUUUUCCUUUGAGAGAUUUUAAAAUUGCAAUUAUACUACUCUCCAUUUUUGUGUAUCCUGACACAUUGGAUAAUAUUUUAAUUUCAUUAUAGAAAAUAAUGUUGGAUAAGGAGACAUUUUUCACUGUUAACUUCAAGCCCUGUGCAUUUUCAUAAUUUAUUUUUUCAUGUGCUGCUUUAUAUGACGUAUGUGACAUUUGAUUAUUUAAUACUAGAUGUGAUUUGCAUAAACCCAGUUGCACAGCUGUACUGCCGAAGAUAAAAUUGAGGUUAAAGAUAAAGAUUUAUUUUCAUAUUUGACUUCAGAAUGAUAGUUUUUGUGGGCUUUUAUUGUAUGUGUAUAUAAGAAAUUUCCUAUGUAUAUAUUAAGUAGGCCUCUGAGUAUUGAAUAAUUGUUUUAUGAUUUUGAUUUAUAUGGUUUACAUUUUCGUAGUAUCGGCCAUAUUUCGUUUAUACUGUUUAUUUCUCUUCAACCCAUUAAUAAUUAUACGAUAAAGUAUAAUUUUAUAGCAAUGCAAAUGUCUAAGGAACUACAAAUAUUUUAUGCCUUGUAAAUCCAAUAAAGCAUGCUUCCAUUGGC
Molecule: messenger RNA, 6801 nt
Organism: Oryctolagus cuniculus (rabbit)
Lineage: Eukaryota; Metazoa; Chordata; Mammalia; Lagomorpha; Leporidae
Source: RefSeq, a predicted model, not a curated record